This is a messenger RNA of Trichoplax adhaerens, 1440 nucleotides long. RefSeq lists its product as uncharacterized. The transcript has 14 exons. Gene Ontology annotation, cellular component: endomembrane system. NCBI's taxonomy places the organism in Eukaryota, Metazoa, Placozoa, Uniplacotomia, Trichoplacea, Trichoplacidae. The record is from RefSeq and is a predicted model, not a curated record. Bases 1 to 1440 code for a protein of 479 amino acids.
AUGAUAAAUAGUAGUGGAAUACGCCAUGGUAUGGGAGUUGAAGAUAGUGACAACGAAGGAACAACCGAGUCCGAAUCUCACAAAUUUCAUCUUGGAAAGAAAGUGUCUAAAUUAACGGAUUAUAUAUUCAAAGGGAAGAAUAACGGAGAUAGCCAUAGCAACUCUUUAAAUAUUAUUAAUAAAUCCGAUCUCAGCCGGUCUACGACUGAUCUGAAUGAUGAAACAUUGGGGGAUGAAGAAGAUCAACUGGAUGGAUUUCUUGAUAGUCAGCGUACUGCUAUAGUAGAAGCUGAAGUAGAAAAGUUAAAGAAAAAAAUUGAGUCAAUUAAGGAAGACAUCAAUGAAUUAACACAAUUUCAAAACGAAGUUAUUGCUGAUUACUUAAAGACCUAUGAUGAUAACGAUAUUAGUCAAGAUCAAGCAAAGAAAAAGAAAGUCUUUGACAAAGAGGUUCAAAAGCGUCAAAAAGAAAUUGCUACUAAACAGCGAUCUUUAGAAAAACAUAAUAAACUGUUGUCGGAACUUGUAAAUGACCCUCGACAUCAUAAAAUGCAUUUACGCGCUGUAAGCAGUACAAAGCAGUUAUUAAUUCCGAAAACGUCGACACUAGCGGGUAGCAAUGAAAAUCUCCAUCGGCUUGAUACAGAAGCAUCUAAUAGUUUUAAUGUUGUUGAUACCACGGAUGUUCGAUCGAGAAGUAUAAGCGCUACGGAACCAAUUGUAAAGUCUAAGAGCAUCCAUAGGCCUGAUAGUAGAAGUGGAACUGAAUUUCCAGAAACAACAGAUGAGAAACAACUUCUACGUAAUUCAACAGAAAGUAUUUCUAAAGUAUCACGCAGCUCAAAUGAAGCCUCUCCAACUGCACAGUCGGAAUCGUUACAGAUAAAGAUUGAAGGAGAAAUUAUGCCUGCUAUUAAUGAAUUGAGAAAUACCGUUAAGGCACUUUCUACCAAAGUUUCUAGCCUCAAGAAAUCUCAGCAAAUUUUAGAAUUAGCCAUUGAUAGAUCAAAUGAGGAUAGCAAGAAUCGAUUUCAAGAAAUAGCUGAGGAUUAUGAAGAAGAUAGAGAUCAUAUUCAUAGUAUUGAGGAUCAGCUGAAUGAGUUUAUUGACCUUCGACAAAAUGAGACGUAUGAAUUAAAAGCUGAAUUGGAAAAUGUUGAAGAACGAACGGAUUAUCGCCUAAAUGUCUUUUCUGGAGAUUUAGAUGAUUUUUUUAGCUCUUAUCAUACUAAAAUAAAGGAAAUAGAAAAUAGAUUAGAUCAGCUGCAAAAGCCUAUGGAUUAUGAAGGUUUAGGGUUAAAAAGUGGUGAUGCGAUAUCUUCAGCCCUGAAUAUUGGCAUUAGUUUUGCGACAUUUUUAUUAAUGUUUGGCAGUGCUGUAUUCAAAGGCAUUAGACCUUUUAUUAGAACUAAGUAUGCCAGAAUGUUAAUUAAAUUGUAG